CAGAAAUGGCGAUGAAACUCAAGAGAAAGAAGAAGGCAUUUAGUAUGGGGAAAACUGUUGUUAUUUUCAAGGAUUGUUGAUGUUUGAACUAAUCAAAUAUGGAAGAAGAGAAUUUAAAUGAAGUUAGGCCAGUGCUUCAUAUUUUUGUCAUUGGGUUUCAUCAUCAACUUGGUGCUCAGGUGGAGUUUGUUUAUCCCGAGUUUCAAGAGAGUAAUCUUCCAAAAGGACUACCUGUUCCUUGGCAUCCUCUUCUUCACAUUUCCUUACCAGAUGGGGCUCAUAACUUUGAAAAUGAUUUCACAUUUUUCCAGUUACCUCAGAUAAGCAAUCAGAACAAUGUGGAAACUAGCUCAGUGUUUGGUAUUGCUUGCUUUCAGCAGAUUUCCAGCAGUGAACUUUUAGUGAAAAGUGCAGAUGUUACUCGAACUUCGGUGCAGAAAAGCGUUGUCAUUCUUUUGAGAAUGCCUCUGUUUGGAUUUAUACACGCCAAGCUCAGCCUCAUUACUCAGGCGUACUUCAAUGAAAAAGACUUUUCUCGGACAGGUAUCUUGAAGGAUGCCUACACUGCGUUAAAUCAAUCUCUCUCCUUUUCCAACAUCAACGAUUCAAUGUACCUUGUUGGGCUGAACGUCGGUGACCUUGUUCUGAAAUUAAAGCAAAAGGCUCUUGUUUUAGUAAAAUUGCUUCUACUUGAGAAAAAGGUACUUUUUUGGGGAUCACCAGUUGGGAAUGUUUGUUCCAGCAUCAUGUCCUUGUUAUCUCUUAUACCAGGAUGCAUCCGUAAUUUGCAAAAAUGUGGCCUAUCACAGAGUGGCAAGUCAAAGAAAGACGAAUAUGGUUUGCCACUGGAUAUGUUUGGAAAGGAUUACCUCUUCCAGCCAUACUUAGCAAUGCAGCAAAUGGGGUCUAUCUCAUCAGCUACGGGCUAUGUUAUUGGUACCUCAAAUGUUCUGUUUAAGCAUCAAUCUCAUGUCAGUUGGGAUGUCCUCGUAGAUCUGGAGAGCAACGAUAUGGUGAUAAAUGACGGUAAAUUGUCUCAAGCACUGUCCCUUACAACUGAAGAUCUACGAUUUAGCGACUUUUUAACUUCAACUGUGGCUGAUUAUGAAAAAGACUCAGGAAUCUCAUGGGAUGGAAGUGAUGAAUGGAUUCGACUUCAGUUCAAGUACUACUUCCUUUGCCUUCUUGCAAGCACGGCACCUGAAAAAGGAAAUUCGAAUUUCAUUGAUAAUCAAUUCAACAAUGCUUUUAUUCACAAUUGGAGGAGCACUGACACUUACAAGAAAUGGUGCAAAACUAAACACCAUACCAUAGAGAACAUACAUCAGGGGCAUCCUUUUGAAGGAGGCUUGUCUCUAUCUGAUUUGAAACUCAGGAUUCAGAGUCGAAUCGAUGCUUUAUCCAUAUCAGAAGAGUCCAAAGAGAAAAUAGGUGCAGUUGUUAAGAAGACUGGACAAGUUGUUGGGGGUGCUUUAUCUUCAGCAAGAAAUGCAUUUACGUCAUGGAGAGGGUGGUUUGCUGGGCUUGUAGAAGAAAUCAAUGAAGAAAUGCAAGGUAGCAAAGUAAAUGUUGAAUUUGUUAACAGCAAUGAAACAGAAUUAGAUGGAGACUCAGCAGAACUUAAUCAGGGUAUGUUUAUUCAUGAGAGAAAAGGGGCAAAUAAACCUCUCAUAUAGCAUAGCUUGGUAUGAUCAGGCACUGCAGAGCGUCAAGAAAAAUAGGUGGUUUUAAAAAAGUGUGGGAGGGAGCUAAGACCUUAUAUAAAGAGCUCCCCUGCUCUGCAGUGCCUGAUUAUGGUCACCAAGUUGAAAAUUUUCUCCAACUUUAAGCUUUAAAUUGACAGAGUGAGUUUUCAAAGUUUUUGAUGGCUGUCACACAGAUUUUUAAGAACGCAAAUAUUAUCUGCUGUAAUUCUUCCUACACUCCCUUCAAAGAUAAUCUAUCUGGCUUUGUGUUUGCUACAUUCUUUCACGUUGUAUACAAAGGUUCAAACCUUCCUGGAAAGACUAAUACGGGACAUUGUCAGAGUGCAGCUUUCCCUGACAAGGAUUGAUGCCAUCUGUACUUUUGACAGAAUUUACAUUAUAACAGUUUGAAAGUUUAUUUUGUAUAUUUUAUCACAACCUAUUUGACCAAAGCCAAAGCCAACCUUAGCCAAAACCUCAAAGUGCAAAAAGUCAUCAAAUGCUGUUAAGAUCUGCAAACAAAUAGGUUGUAUCUUAACUUAAUCAUUAAAUCAUGAAAUAUGGACAGCUGGAAAUCAUUAUGUUUUGCUUUCUAAGAUGCCCUUUCUUGCAAAUGGUUUGUCAUUUCAUACCAUAGUUUGUGUUUUUAUACUGGAUUUUGUCUAAUGGCAUGCUUAUCAAAACUGGAGGUUCAUUCAUUUUUGCAAAAUGGCCCAAACAGGAUUGCGUUAUAUUUAAUUCACAAGGGAUAGUAUCUGACACAAUGCAUCUAACUCAAUUUGCAUAAAGCUAUAAAGCUAAAAUAUUUUUAUGAAAUAAGUAUUUAUUGACCUACAGCAAGUCUCAAAUUUAUAUACUGCUUGCAACUUGACACUGUACCAUAAUUACUUUACGCAAGGGACAUAUUUUAACUGUAUACUUUGUUGGAAUAUUGAAUCUUGGAGUAACAAUUACUGAAUGUUAACUAUAAUUAAAAAGUCAGAAAACUAAUUACAUAAAUCUAUUCUCAGUAGCUAAUUUUUCUUAAAUCUAGCUUUUGAAAGUAUGUGCUCUUGUCAAAUUGUUUUGAAUUUAGCUAAAAGUAGUUUUGCACCAAUAGAUCAUUUUUGUUUUAAAAUUACAGAAAUGUUUCAAACCACCUGGAGGUUUUUACAUUCAACCUUUUUGGUGCUGAAUACAUGCUUAAUUUCUGCCAACCACAGUACAUGUUGUAUCUGAUAACCUUUCAAUUUUCUGUUGAUUAGGGUUAUUCUUUAGGAUUGUAUGUUUAUAAGUAUGUUGGCUGUGACAAUAUAACUGUUGCAGCAAGGGCAACUUUGAAUGCAUGUACUUGGAUCCUUGAUAACUGAGCGAUGGGGCUAUCCCAGUUUUUGGGCUUGGAUGUUCUAGUGUAAAAUGCUUUGCUGGGGAUAACCCUACUCCAAAUAUUAAGACAUUCUUAGUUAUGAAUAUUAAGACUUAGCACAAUUUGAAUAUUAAGGGAAUCAUAAGUUAGCCCUACUGCUAAGGGUAUUUCUUAAAAGUGUAACCCCAUCACCAAGUGACCAGGUUGUGAGUGGAGUUGCAAGUUUUUCUCAUUGAAGAAGGACUACUUGCUAGAAUAUUCCACCAGUUUGAACAAUUGAUUUUUCUUUAAAUAUAAACUUAACGCUUAUGCUUAAAAAGCAAAAAAUUGCUUCCAAAAACUUUUUGAAGCAGCAAAUUAGCUUCUUGUCUCCUCAAGUUCAAAUUUGAAUUUUGCCUUAUGUAUCAAUUUGGAUCUAUUGUUAGUGUUUUCAUGGUGACAAGAGCAGGUAACUAUUUUUUGGUAUGGCUCCACAAAGAUGGCAUUAUAUUAGUGAAUGAUCAGAACAAGAUACAUUUGGUUUCUAAUAUGCAACAUUUAAUUUCAAACACUAAUAAUUUUCUUCAAAACAUAUUCAA
Rhopilema esculentum is the source of this 3608-nucleotide messenger RNA. RefSeq names its product late secretory pathway protein AVL9 homolog. Lineage: Eukaryota; Metazoa; Cnidaria; Scyphozoa; Rhizostomeae; Rhizostomatidae. Gene Ontology annotation, cellular component: cytoplasm. The record is from RefSeq and is a predicted model, not a curated record.